Molecule: messenger RNA, 729 nt
Organism: Trematosphaeria pertusa
Lineage: Eukaryota; Fungi; Ascomycota; Dothideomycetes; Pleosporales; Trematosphaeriaceae
Exons: 2
Coding region: 1-333 (110 amino acids)
Source: RefSeq, a predicted model, not a curated record
AUGCACGCCAAACUCUUCCUCACCACCUCUUUUGCGGCUUCAGUCCUCGCCGCGCCCCUUCCGGCCACCCCAAUCGAAUCACCAGUCGAAGAUGUGGAGCCCUUGAUGGUCCGAGAUGCGAGGCCCAGCGCAGUCAUCUCUCCGAUCCCGGACAACAUGAAGCGCGAAAUCCUCGAGCGACUAGAUGCCAUGGCCCAAAUCAAGCCGGCCGGCACAAAUGAGAAGCGUGAGCAUAUCGAGGGAGCGGCCAACACGAACGACAAACGUGAGCCUGAACCUGUGGGCACUGCAGGAGCAGCCAGCACGAACGAGAAGCGCCAGAAACCGGCCUAGCCUACAGCUACAGGCAAGCGGUCCAAGCGACAGAGCGUGAGUCCGAGGAUAAACGUCUACUGAGGUGCAAACGACACACAGUGGAGGCAAGGAUAACGUGGUUGAGGUAUCUUGAAUGCAGCUUCCUGCUUUCUCUGCAAUCCUUGUCCUAAUCUUUUCGUCUGACAAUUAUCGUGCUUUCCCUUCCUUUCCUGCUUCGUUUUUGAGCGGUUUAUGCCUUCAGAAGAACGGCGGCUUGGAGAUAGAGGUUGUGGAGCUUUCGAUGAGGCGAGAAGCGUUGUUGAACUGUAGGUUACAAUCUAUGGAUGUGACGACACUCCAAACUGCGAGCUCUUGUUAUUGGAAUCCACGAUGUUAGGCAGCGAUGGGCGACAGCCAUUCAUACCAAAAUGUCAC